This is a messenger RNA of Salvia miltiorrhiza (redroot sage), 2851 nucleotides long. RefSeq names its product phosphatidylinositol/phosphatidylcholine transfer protein SFH9-like. Bases 608 to 2368 code for a protein of 586 amino acids. The record is from RefSeq and is a predicted model, not a curated record. The transcript is spliced from 16 exons. NCBI's taxonomy places the organism in Eukaryota, Viridiplantae, Streptophyta, Magnoliopsida, Lamiales, Lamiaceae.
GUAAUAUGUAUCUAUAGUUAGAGAAAGUGUGUGUGUCUGUUUAUAAUAUAGAUACGUUUAUAGGCGUUAUGUAUGUAACAGGAAUUCAAUCGACGUUGUCAUAUAAGAAUUGUGUUUCUAGAAAGAGAAACGAACAAACGGACUGAUCUGAAGGCAGCUUCAGCUGCUAUAAUAUACGUGACUUACACAUUCCAAAUCAAUUUUUGUAGCUGUAUAUAUAUGUGUGUGAUUGGUUGCGGAGAAAGAGAUUAAUGAUCGUCGCUGAUCGCGGUCGGAAUUCGAAUGCAGCUAUUGGCGGAAGGUAUUGAUCGAUGUGGAGAUUUUGAUACAGCGAGAUGAUAUUUGAUGGCGAUUUUCUGGAUGUUAUUUGGAGUUUUUGUUUAUUUGCUAGAUAAAUCAUGAAUGCGUGGGAUGCUGGUUUACUUUAUGAAAGCCCCUGAAAAGUUUACUAAAUUCUGUUCUAUCAAGCUUUCACGGAUUUUGAUUUCAGCUCUUUGGAAUUUUGUAAUUUUCGGAAAAUGACUAUUAAUUGAGAAUCAUGAAGAUUUACGAAAUCUUUGCUUCAGAAGAGUAUUUUUGGCUUGAAUUUUGAAUUGCUACUAGAAGAAUGCCAGAAAUAGUUAUGAUUCAUGAAGAUGAAAGAGGGAGAAGGUCCGAUCUUGAGAUUAUCCCUGAGGUUGACAAGAGACGCCGUAGGAUGAGAUCUUUGAGGAGGAAAGCCAUGACUGGUUCCACAAGAGGCACAAGUUCUCUGAUAAAACGCAGUAGGCAAGUGUUGCAUUGCCAUUUUUCCUCAAUGUCGACGGAGGAGUUUCUCGAUGAGGAGGAAGAGAAGGCAGUGAAUGCAUUUCGUCAGGUUUUGAUUGAAAGAGACCUGCUUCCAGCGCGGCAAGAUGAUUACCAUACUUUGUUGAGAUUCUUGAAAGCUAGAAAGUUUGAUCUUGACAAAACCGUUCAUAUGUGGGAAGAAAUGUUGAAAUGGAGGAAAGAGAAUGGAGUAGACUCUAUUUUUCAGGAUUUUGUUUAUGACGAAUAUGAAGAAGUUCAGCACUAUUAUCCUCAUGGUUAUCAUGGAGUUGAUAAAGGAGGGCGGCCUUUGUAUAUCGAAAGACUUGGCAAAAUUGAACCGAACAAGCUCAUGAGUGUCACAACUGUGGAUAGGUUCUUAAAAUAUCAUGUUCAAGGUUUUGAAAGAACUUUUGUAGAAAAGUUCCCAGCAUGUUCUAUAGCAGCCAAGCGGCAUAUUGAUUCAACAACGACAAUACUGGAUGUACAGGGCCUGAACUGGAUGAGUUUUGGGAAGGUCGCACAUGAUCUAGUGAUGCGCAUGCAGAGAAUAGAUGGAAACAACUAUCCUGAGACAUUACAUCAUAUGUACAUAGUAAAUGCUGGUGGUGGAUUCAAGUGUCUGUGGAAUUGGGCUAAAGGCCUUCUUGAUCCAAGGACCACAAUGAAAAUUACUGUUCUAGGGACUAAAUUUCAAGAUAAGCUAUUGGAAGUGAUAGAUGCUAGUCAAUUGCCAGAUUUUCUUGGAGGUUCCUGCUCAUGCCCGAAUCAAGGUGGUUGUCUUAGAUCCGACAAGGGCCCCUGGAAAAAUCCACAACUGAUGAAGCUGGUUGACACAUUACUGAAUGGUGAAUCAAUUUAUCCGAGGAAGACAAACUUUUCUGGCAAUGAUGAUUUUGAAACUAAGCUAAUUGACAAGGGCUUAAGUAGUGAUAUUUAUCCAGUUGGUUUCUCUGGGAGUAAUGAUUUUGAGAUGAAGUUGAUUGAUAUGAAGACUCAGGAAACAAUAUCACGAGCAGAACCUUAUAAAGUUGGGGCUGACGAUGAAAAUCAUUGUCCACCAAAAUUGACCACAUUGGCCCCAGAACAAAGGCCACCAAAGGGAUUGAUCUCCACCAAGGUGACGGAUGUACUGUUGAGAUUUCUAGCAUGCAUAUGGUUUUUGCUCGAAGGGAUGUUCAGGAUAUUUUUCAAGACGCAAAACGCUGAGAUACUAAAAGAAAUUAAUCAAACUACACGGUUACCAAAUUCAAAUUAUCCGGAUGAACAGGGCAUCUGUGGAAGUUCUGGAGGGCUUAUCCAUCCAUGUUGCCAGAAGUUGCAGCAUUUAGAGAAUUUGGUAAAUGAACUUACGAAAAGGCCAGCAAAAAUUCCACCAGAAAAAGAUGAAAUUUUGCUUGAAUCUAUGAACCGCAUCAAAUCCAUUGAGCAUGACUUGCAGAAGACCAAAAAGGCACUACUCGCCACAACAUCAAAACAAGUGGAACUGUCCGAGUCAUUGGAGACUUUGAAGGAGUUCAAUCAAAAGGGCAGUAGAGGUUGUUGGGUACGAAGCAGCAAGUCUCUACCUCGCGGAACCUAACAUUCAUUCACUAACACCUAAGAAGAGUUUACCCGUAUAUCCUUAUACUUCAAUCCUUGCAACAUCCUGAGAUUUUUUCUGCCCCAACUAACCUGGACAAGGCAAGAACACUGUUAUUCAGUUGCUCGGUGGAUCAGCAAACUUGAGGUACUAAGCCUUACUGGUUAAUCCAUCCAGGUUGUUUUGGUCCUGCUCCAUUUUUUUAUCUGGGAGCUGUGAGCUAAUAAGUGCGCUGUGAAGAUUUCAAUUUGAAAUAUUUGGAGAUAGUGUAUACUUCUUUCUUCCAUUAUGAUAGUUUGAAGUAUUAAACAGAGUUGCAAUAGAGGAAAUAAUUUUGAAGAACGUUUCUUUUCUUUCUGUCUUUUAUUGUAGAUAUAUAUUGUACUUUCAUUUGAUUCUGAGCAGCUCUGUUUACUACUUUGAAGGUUUUGAUGUUCAGAUCCCCAUAUUUAUUCAAUAUUUCUGCUGCUAAUGUUUAGUUUA